CCCCAUAAAACUAAUAUCCCCGGUUGACUUUACACCAUAUGAUUGGUGAUUUAAUGUGAAAUACUUUAUGAAAGCCAGGGAACAUUUUUUUUUAGUAUGUGGUAUGUUAACAGUAUGUGGUAUUGGUAAAAAUAGAUAAAAUCGGGUCGACGAUUAAUUUAAAGUUUGCCAGCACCUGAAGGAAUUUCCCGGUCUUUGAUCUUUUCAAGUUACAGGAGUAUAAAAUGUUCGGUUGCACUCGAACUUAGCCCUUCCUUACUUGUUUCGUAUAAUUUUUAUUAAGAUCUCAGUACCCUUCAGAUUAUAUGCUUGCAGUCAAGUACGCUGGUAAAUCUGUACAAUAUUGCUUGAGCGGCAGUUUUCCGCAGGGAUCGGUCGUCACGCCUGUGUAGACAAAAGGUUGCUAAAAUUCUAGCCAAAACAAUUUUCAAUUUUUUUUACCUCAGUUGGAAUUUUUUACUGCAUUUCAAACAAUGGAAAAAAUUCUAUAAGAUCAUCGUUUAUUCGAUGGCGAUGAAAUAACUAACGCCAGCUGUUUGACAGGCAGUUCGUUUAAGUUUCUCUCUUCUUAUAUUGCUAAUCCCAAAUUGAUCUAAAGUAGUCCAUAAAAUUGUCACUAACUUUGCUUAAUAAACGGUCUUAAUGCUUAAGAAGUUGCAGCAUGAAAUUAUUUGAGUUUUUCUCCAUAAGUAUUUUUUCUCUCCAAUGAAGAAGGUGCGGUCAGCACUUUAUCGAAAAUCAAUUCAUAUGGUAAUCGUGCUUUAGAAGUAAUCAAACUAAUAAGAAAAUGUGUUUACGAUCUCAAAACUUCUGUGCUUUUUCAGAAUGUUCGACAUAGUGAAGAGAAGUGAAAAGAAUUUCUAUCCAGAAUCAACAUCAUAAAAAUUUUAAAUUUUAUCAAAGUCCAUUAGUUUCAAGAUUUUACGUAAUACGAAUUUACAUAAAAUUUCACCAUUUUCCACUUAGCGGUUUUUGUAUAAAAGCGUGUGACGUGCUCUCAGAGAUUGUAGUUUAUUUUUGAAAAGAUGUACGAGAACACAACUUUAUUUCUUCUUUUGGUCCUUUUUGUGGCCUUUGUGGUGACGACUCCGACUCAAUUAACGAAAGAAAUUUCAGACAUAACAGAAAGUCGCGCAGUUGUUAAGAAGGAUUUGGGUCAAUUGAGUGAGAAGGAACAAAAACUAAUUGAAAUAAACGUGAAUUCUACCAAGCAGGUGAAAACAGUUAAUACAACCGUGGAAUCUUCAGCUGAAGCAGACACAGAUACCGUUACAAUAAAAGCUGAGAAUGUCAAGAACACUACAGAUAGGAAUAAGGACUUAAAAACGGAACCGUCAGUAGUUUGUGAAAAUGCUGCGAGGAGACCCGAACUACAGCAACAUCGAAAGAAUUUGGUUGCAACGCCGAAAUUUCAUCAUGGCGGCAGUAAACCUUAUGUACAGUUAGUUGUGCCCACACAAUAUCCAUAUACUACUAGACCGCCACAUCAUCCUGGUUAUGAUGGAGAUAACGGUUACGGUGGAGAUUACGGUUACGGCGGUUAUCCUGGUUAUGGCGGUUAUCCUGGUUAUGGUGGCUAUCCUGGUUAUGGUGGCUAUCCUGGUUAUGGCGGUUAUCCGGGUUAUGGGGGCUACCCUGGUUAUGGCUAUCCGGGUUUUGGUAGUUACCCUGGAUAUGGUUUUGGUGGUUAUCCGAUAUUUAUUUACCCGAAUGGAACGAUUGCUACCUUUCCAUUUGCACGUUUUCGCGCACUUAAUCUAGACUCAGAAAGAUCUUUAGAAAAAUCAAAAUUUCACGCUGAAACACUAAGAACCACCAACGAGGCGAGUGUGAUGAAAGAAAAAAGCAAAGAGAAGGAAUCACUGCCAACAUUCUUUCGUUUUUUAAAUUUUAAAUAAUUUUGGAAAUAAAUAAAUUCGCAAAGUUGCAAGGUUCAACGUAAAGUUUUAUUACUUUUAUUCGCUUGAAAAAAAUUGAUCUUAAUCAACAUUUGCCAUUUACAUUUGUUUAUGUUAUUAAGAAAAGCCGCAAAAUACAUAUUCAAUGAAACAAUUGCUAUUCUCUGACUUUGUUUAUUGCUUGGCUGCGCUGACUCAGACAAUACCGAGGUU
Molecule: messenger RNA, 2111 nt
Organism: Bactrocera dorsalis (oriental fruit fly)
Lineage: Eukaryota; Metazoa; Arthropoda; Insecta; Diptera; Tephritidae
Product: macrophage scavenger receptor types I and II
Exons: 2
Coding region: 1026-1898 (290 amino acids)
Source: RefSeq, a predicted model, not a curated record